AUCAGAUACUAACAUAAGUUGACAAUAUCUGGGAGACGCACGCACGCACGCAAGCACGCACGCACGCACGCACGCACGCACGCACGCACGCACCGUCAAACACACACGCACGCACGCACGCACGCACACACACACACACACACACACACACACACACACACACACACACACACACACACAAUUCUGUUACCACCUACGGGAGAGCGGUGUGUCUUGACCCAAGCAGGGAUUGUACAAUCGGUUUUAUUUUAUACCUGUAAAUAAAUUGUCAAACAAUUACCGCUAUAAAAAGAAUACCUAUACUCCUAUUACAGGUAUUGUUUUCAUUUCGCUUUUGUUUUUACCGCUACAUAUAACUAUUUACAAUAUUAAUGAUUGAAAGGUAAGAGGUAUCCUUACAUGUACCCUACCUUGUUCUUACAGGGUCAACUAGGGUAUGACUCCUUACAGUUGCGAAGGUCGCUCUCCGUAGCCAAGUUUAUAUUAGCAAUCUUUAGAAAUAAAAUUGAUAGUAUAAAACUUGUCGAAGUCUAUGUGCACCUGUUUGUACCUAACCAGUACACCCGCGCGCGACGGCACCCGCUGCUCAACUCCCUGCUCGAGGCGCAGCUACAGUGCGAUUUGUUUGCGAGUGCGAUGGGGCGAGUGAUAAUGGAAUGCAAGAGGAUAUUAGAAAAAUAGAUGCCUGAGAGUACUAUACCAUUAUGAAUUUCUGUGUCUUAUUAGCUGCUCAUGUGUUAUUGCUUUAUAAUGUUAAUGCUUUAUGUUGUUAAUGGGUUCCAAUCUGUGCCGCUUUGGCAUUAGUUGUAAGGUGCAAUUUGUUAUUUGAAAUAAAUAAAUAAAUUAAAAAAAUGUCAAUCAUACACUGCAAUACACUGCUACUAAAUCACAACAAAUAGGUGUAAUAUUGUAACGUCACGCGAUAACAUUCUGCAUAGCUGGCUGAAGUGUCUACUAUUAUUAGGGCCUGGAUAAGAAACUUAAUUUGGGACGUAUGUCAUACAUAUGGCAAAGCACAACAUAUUCGAAGGGGUUGUCGUUGAGAUUCAAGAUGGCGAAGACGUCUCGAGAAUAUUUUUUUGUGUUUUUCUCAUUUAUGUUGUUCAAAGUGUAGUAUUGAUAGCUUAUUAUGCAGUGAACUAUCGUGGAAGUGUGCACUUAAUGAAAAAAUAAUCUUGAAACGCGUUUAACCAUGUUUUAAUCAACAUCCGGCAAUCCAUCGUGGCUUUUAGUAAAGUCCAGCUAUCUCUUUACUAAAAGCAACUACCGAACAACGUCAUGCUCUACGAGCACACUUAAAACUUACAACGAAACUUGACAUUGGCAAAAUCAUCAUAGAUUUGAUGGAAGCCAUAUUUUAAAAGAAGAAGAACAUAUUCGAAGAAACAAAUAAAGGAGUGUAUUGGCAUUGACAUGUAUUACCGAUAAUGGUUUCUAAGGGUAACAUGUCAAAUACAUGUAUUGUUGUCUAAUGGUAAAAUCGUUAAUAGACUUGAAUACCGUUAUUGAUUAUACCGGUAAUCAAAGCUUCAGUGAUACAACUAUAACCGGUUAUACCUAAUUUAAAACCAGUAGUCAGAAUACCGGUAACGAUCCCUGGACACAAGUGUCAUGUACGAUUAAAAAGAGGCACCUUUUUAAUCGUUAAAAGCUGCCCAGUUAAAAUCACAUUUGUUUGUGUUAACUCCAUAAACAUUUAUUAUUUAAAAAAAAAUACCCCAUAUACUCGUAGCAAAUUACGUCGAAAUCGUUAGACAAACAGGAAUUGCUCGUUUAAAGGUAUAAGAUAAAUGCUAUGGUACUGUAUACGUUUCUAUAAACUUUUUUUGAAAUAGAUUACUUUUAUUCAGUAACUAAGUAGUAUGGAAUAUAAUAAUUUGCAUUAGUGAUCACUAAAUGGCUAAAUGAAAAAUGAUUUUAUAGUAUCCAAGAAUUUAUGGUCUGUUAGCGACGCUCAUAUUUUGUUAUAUAUAUUUUGCAUUGCUAAAUGUUGUGUGAAUAAAUAAAUAGGUAGAUUAAGAAAUCUAAACUUAAGGGUAGUUUUAACGGUGGCCGCGAGCCGCUAAUCUUGUUUUUUUAUGUGCGCUGUAUGACAGUCAGUCGGUCCAUGCUAUCCGCGCGAGCGCCCGUACGCACAACUGUCAGUUUAAAGUUCUAUUUUUUUGUACGUAUUGUGUGUGUUUCGAAAUAUAAGCUGUUUAAAAGUUCUACUGUGUUCACCAUUUCGUCACGGCGAGCCCCUAUACCCAACAAGUGGUCUUCGAGCCGGAUCUUCGCAUGUAUCGCACGCCGCCGCGUACCGCUAUGGUGAAAACUCGUCGUACCGCACAAAAAAAACGCGAGCAGCUACAGAUGGAUGAUAGCGCAUCCAAGUUGGAACAACAACCAGGACCCAGCCAAUUUCAAACGCCUAAAAUGAGUAGCGCGAAAUCGGAAUCUAAGUUAUUUGCCGCGCCGGUAAACGGGCAGCCGCCAUUAUGCAGUGCGUCGAAACCGUUAUCCGCGCCGCCGCCAUUACCCGUUUCGUGCAAAUCUGCCUCAAAACGGUCAGUGUCGUCGUCUGUGCUAGCACAAAGGAAGAGGCUAGAAUUGGAGGCUGAAAGAAAAAAGGCUGAAAUUAGGAUGCAACUAAUAGAUAAAGAGCUAGAGGCCGACCUAGCCGAUUUAGAAGAUGGUAGUAUAUACAGUUCACAAGCUAGCGAGGAUGGUACACGUCCUAAUGUGGAACAGUGGAUGGAACACAGCGCAAAAGAGCUGGAAAAGUCGCAGACCGCCCCCUUAGAUGGUCCAGAUACGGGCGACCUGCACCAGUCGGCGGCACCCGUCGCCGGCUCCUCUGAUGGGACAAUCCAGCUAUUGGCCGCUGCCGUGAAGAACCUGACGGUUGCCUCCAUUCACAAUAAACCAAACGCCAACUUACUGAGUCGUAUUUGUACGCCACGGGAUUUACCUGAAUAUUCUGGAGAUCCACUCGAGUGGCUGCAUUUUAAGAAGGCGUACGAAGAGUCAACAGACGUGUGCAACUUUAGUCCAAAAGAAAACCUCUGGAGGCUGCGAAAGUGUCUGCGCGGAGCUGCCAAGGAAACCGCAUCAGCUCUGCUCAUGAGUGCUGCUUCACCUGAGCGCAUAAUGGCUACGCUAGAGCUACGUCACGGUGAUCCAGAAUGCAUAAUUAGCAGACUCGUGCAGGAUAUUAGAAAGCUGCCACCUAUGUCUUCAGAGUACCAAAAAGACAUUAUAAACUUCUCCGUCAAGGUACAAAACUUCGUCGAAGCCGUGAAAGUGGUGGGACGCGAAGAGUACGUCCAAGGACUUAGUAUUGUUCCACUACUUAUAUCUAAACUUCCCACAGUGCUCGUGUCUAAGUGGUCAGAUUAUAGUUACCCGUUAAUUAAAGCCGGAACUAUAUCACGCUUAAGCAUUAUGUCCGAUUUUUUAAAUACGGAAGCUGUAAAGAUAGCUACUACUGCUAAUAUACAUCUGCAAGGUCAUCGAUUCGAGCAACAGAAGUCAAAACAACACGAUAACGUUCGACCGCAAGCUAUUUUAUUACAAACCGAACGACAAAGUGGCAAGAAAAACGAUAAGACUGAUAAGUGUCAUUUUUGCCGCGCUCAGCCAAAUCAUAACUUGUCCGAGUGUAAACAAUUUAAGCGGGCAUUACGUAAGGUGCGGUGGCAGUAUGUUAAACGCAACGGAAUAUGCUUUAAAUGUUUAGAUUCACGCCACGAGAGAGAAACAUGCCCUGCGCCGGUGUGCGAUAAGGACGGCUGCGGCGGGAUGCAUCACAAACUUCUGCACUUCGAUAACAAAAACCGUCAGGAUCAGGAGGCGAGCCCCGAGGUCCCUGAACCCGCGCAGCGAUCAGCUGAUACACCUACGCCGGAAGUAGUGAACUGUGUCACCGCGAGUAGCAACAGAGUUCUACUUAAAACUGUUCCCGUACGUAUUCGUGCAAAAAACGGCAGUGUUAUUGAAAGUAGUGCUAUGCUUGACGAUUGUUCUUCAGUGACGGUAAUAAGUGCUAAAUUAGCACAGCGCGCAGGACUUACCGGGCAUCGCGAAUCUAUGCACGUGUGCGGUCCGUGGAAACAAAGCGGCAUAACAUGUGAUAGUACGGUGGUGAAGUUGGAGCUUUAUGAUAAGGACAAUAAGGUUCAUUCUAUUAGAGCACGCAGUGUUAAUGAGUUAUGUUUACCUGAGCAAGACUUAUCUGUUAUUGAUUGUAGUAAAUAUCAUUAUUUAAAUGCAAUACAGAGCGAACUUAGAAAUGUUGUUACUAAGCCAGAAAUAUUAAUUGGUCAAGAUUAUUACAAUUUAAUUGUACCAUUGAAAAUAUUGUCGGGUAAAUCAUAUGAGCCGUUCGCAACACUUUCUCCUUUAGGGUGGUGUAUUCAUGGUAAAAUUCGUGUGUCGGGGGCGACGCGCGGCGCGAGCGCUAGGCCGGUGCACUCCACGCUGCUGGUGGGCGCGCCGCCGCUGACGGGGCGCGACGCGGGCGAACAGCGCGCACUGCAGGACUUGCAUGAAGAGGUACGUCGCGCGUUCGAGCUAGACUCCGUGGGAGUGGCAGGUAAGCCUCGCCUUAAUAAGGACGACGUUAGGGCCGUUGAACACCUUGAGCGUACCGCUCAACUCAUAAAUGGAAGGUGGCGCGUGGGUUUACCAUGGAAAGAUCCAGACUGCGUGAUGCCUGACACUCUGCCGCAUGCGCUUAAAAGGCUAAAAGGAGUCGAGCGCAAGAUGGCCAGGGACUCUGAAUAUGCGGACAGGUAUGCCGAACGAGUACAACAUUUAUUUACUAAUAACUUUGCCAGGGAACUAAUGGACACUCAGCGCACGCCAAAGACAUUUCAUUUGGCUCACUUUGGCGUGGACAACCCUAAUAAGAAAAAGCUAAGGCUGGUCUUUGACGCAGCAGAUAGUGCGGCGGGUGCGUGUUUAAACGACUAUCUGCUCAAGGGCCCGGAUCUACUGACGUCACUAUGGGGAAUCAUGCUGCGCUUUAGGGAAAAUCGUAUCGCAGUAUCCGGAGACAUAAAAGAUAUGUUUCUACGCAUCCAGAUCCACCCACAAGAUCAAGACGCCCUGAGAUUUCUUUGGCGGGACAACCCUGCGGAACCCGUCAAAACGUACGUAAUGACAUCCCUAAUAUUCGGUGCAAAAUGCUCGCCGUUUCUCGCGCAGUUUAUUAAAAAUAAAAAUGCUCUGCGCCACGAGCACACCGAGCCGGCUGCAGUCGACGCGAUCUGCAACUCUCACUACGCAGACGACUAUAUUCAGAGUUUGCCAGACGAGGAGACAGCAAUUAAAAUGGUAAAUACAAUAUCAAAGAUACACGCGGAAGGUGGGUUCGAGAUUCGCAAUUGGACGAGUAACAGUACAUCCGUGCUCGACAGCGUGCCAAAUGAAACUCUCGGUACCGCUGCUGUAAAGUUUAAAAUGGAUCAGCAGUUCGAGGGCGAGCGGACGCUCGGACUCAUCUGGUUCCCGGCCACGGACGAGUUGGGGUUCGACAUAUCUCUAAAACGUAUUCCUGAGCAGAUUGUUUUAGGCCAUCAAAGGCCUACUAAAAGGAUUAUGUUAAAAGUUGUUAUGUCUAUUUUUGAUGUAUUUGGAUUUUUGGCGCCUUUUACCAUACAGGGUAAAAUCAUGCUCUAGGAUACGUGGCGAUCGGCCACUGGCUGGGAUGAAGAAAUUCCCGAUGAUAUAUAUAGUAAGUGGGUAAAGUGGCUCGAUUUAUUAAAAUUAAUAGGUCGCAUUCGCAUACCGAGAUGGUAUCAAAAGGCAUCCAUAGGUGCGAGCGUGAUGGAGCGAGACUCACCCGCUGCGAACAAUACCAGUGCUACGACGAGCGCUACGCCGGCCGCUACGCCUGCCGCUACGCCGCACUCCGGGCCGGGAUUGACUACGAACGCAAUCGCUGCAAGUAUAAGCAAUAUAAAUAACUAUAAUAACUUACAACUGCAUUUAUUUUCGGAUUCAUCUUCAAAGGCUAUGUGCGCUGUAGCAUAUUGGAGAUGGGAAGAAGAUGGGCAGGUUUAUGUAGCCUUUGUUGCCAGUAAAUGCAAGGUCACACCUGUUAAGCCGCUGACCAUAAACAGAUGUGAACUUCAAGGUGCUUUACUGGCCGCGAGAUUGGCCGACAGUGUGCUGCGCGAACAUAAGGUAACUACAGCGCAACGGCACUUCUGGUGCAACUCGGCGUGUGUUUUGCAUUGGCUCCGGAAUGAUACUCGCAACUACAAUAUAUUCAUUGCAAACCGGUUGGGCGAAAUAGACGAGUUAUCGCGCGUUAGUGAAUGGCGUUUUAUACCUACAAAGUUAAACAUCGCUGAUGUAGCUACAAGAGAGGUUUACGAUGACUCCAUAUUUAAGAACGAGUGGCUUUAUGGUCCGGAGUUUCUUCACGCCGACGAAUCGCAAUGGCCGAGUGAUACAGUAAGCCCUGAAAUAAAUGAACUUACUUUAGAGUAUAUUAAUAUAGUUCAUAAUGUAAGUGAUGACUUACCUGUGCCGGACGCGACACGAUUUUCUUCAUGGCUGCGCUUGCAGAGGGCGACGGCAGCUGUUUUAAAAUUUAUUGAGAGGUGUAAACACCGCUCUGCAGACAUCGACUGCGAGCUGAUGGCGCGGGCUGAGCAGCUGCUGCUGAAAAGAGCGCAGCAAGAGUCAUUCGGUGAAGACAUAGCCGCCAUAAGGAAUGGCAACAUUUUGGACCGCAGCAGUAAACUCCGUCAUUUAUCGCCGUUUUUAGAUGAAAAUGGGCUUCUCCGAUGCAGUGGCCGUAUAGAUGCCGCAACAGAUGUUGCGCUAGAAACAAAGAGGCCUAUUAUACUGGACGGCAAGCAUGCGGUGUCUAGAUUGCUGGUCAGAAGUUAUCACGAGAAGGCUGCCCAUGGAAACCACGAGGGAGUAGUGAAUGACCUGAAACAAAAGUACUGGUUAUUUAAACUACGUCCGACGGUGAAAUCUGUAGUAGCUGGAUGCAUGUUUUGUCGUAUUCAAAAGGCAAAACCUGAAGUACCUAGAAUGGGAAACUUACCGGAGGCACGCCUUGCGCAUCACCAGCGCCCCUUCACGUACUGUGGCCUUGACCUGUUCGGGCCGAUGGAGGUGACAGUCGGGAGACGCCACGAAUUGAGAUACGGCGUACUUUUCACUUGUCUUACGCUGAGGGCGAUACAUCUGGAACUUGUUCAUUCACUUACCUCGGACUCGCUGAUCAUGGCUCUUCGGCGUAUGGCGGCGAGACGUGGCUGGCCUAAGUACCUAUUCUCUGACAAUGGGACAAACUUACGCGGCGCUGACACGGAGUUAAAAAGAUCACUGCAGGAACUGGAUGCAGAGGACCUGAAAAACAAAGGUGUUAAUUGCGGAGUACAGUGGACUUUUAUUCCCCCCGCCAGCCCACACUGGGGUGGGGCGUGGGAACGUCUAAUUAGGAGUGUGAAGACGUCGUUAAAGGUAAUCCUGAAGGAACGCGCCCCUAGAGACGAGGUACUUUCCACAUUGAUGACGGAGGUGGAGAACAUGGUGAAUGGGCGUCCACUAACCCAUGUGUCCGUUGAGCCUGGCAGCGAAGAGACGCUUACUCCUAAUCAUUUUCUGAUUAUGGGACAAACGUCAAACUUACCUGUCGUAGGGAACUUCGAUGACUCCGAUCUCUAUUCUCGAAAGCAGUGGCGUAAGUCUCAGAGGCUCGCCGACAUGUACUGGACACGGUGGGUCAAGGAGAUUUUGCCAGACCUCAUACCGAGAACCAAAUGGACCCAAGAACAAAAGCCACUACAGGUAGGUGAUUUUGUUCUCAUUGUAGAUCCCGCUGCGCAGAGGAACGUGUGGGUGAAAGGCGUUAUCCAGCAAGUCUACCCCGGCCGAGACGGCCGCAUAAGGGUAGUAGAGGUAAAAACUAAGUCUGGAACCUUAAAACGAUCUGCUUCGCGCGUCGCUCGUGUACCAAUAGGCAUUGAGUGCUGAGUCAGCACUCAGGGUGGGGAAAUGUUAGCGACGCUCAUAUUUUGUUAUAUAUAUUUUGCAUUGCUAAAUGUUGUGUGAAUAAAUAAAUAGGUAGAUUAAGAAAUCUAAACUUAAGGGUAGUUUUAACGGUGGCCGCGAGCCGCUAAUCUUGUUUUUUUAUGUGCGCUGUAUGACAGUCAGUCGGUCCAUGCUAUCCGCGCGAGCGCCCGUACGCACAACUGUCAGUUUAAAGUUCUAUUUUUUUGUACGUAUUGUGUGUGUUUCGAAAUAUAAGCUGUUUAAAAGUU
Cydia pomonella (codling moth) is the source of this 8267-nucleotide messenger RNA. RefSeq lists its product as uncharacterized. NCBI's taxonomy places the organism in Eukaryota, Metazoa, Arthropoda, Insecta, Lepidoptera, Tortricidae. The record is from RefSeq and is a predicted model, not a curated record. The transcript has a single exon. Gene Ontology annotation, biological process: DNA integration. Gene Ontology annotation, molecular function: nucleic acid binding.